Messenger RNA from Podarcis lilfordi (Lilford's wall lizard), 4131 nucleotides. The record is from the annotation of a GenBank genome assembly. Lineage: Eukaryota; Metazoa; Chordata; Lepidosauria; Squamata; Lacertidae.
AUGGCUGCUCAGGCACAGCAGGGCCAUGAAAGCUUCAACAUCCCCUUCGAAAGGCUCAAUGGAGCCAAUUGGGAGGACUGGUCCAAGCGCAUGUAUUAUUGGCUGGAGGGAAAGCAGCUGUGGGAAUGCACACAGGCCGAUCCAGUCGUGGCCGGGCCCAAUGCAGCAGCUGCAGAUGUGGAGAGGGCUACAGCAGCAGCAAAGAAAGAUAAGAAGGCCAUGUCCCAUGUGGUGAUGGCGAUUGAAGCGUCGCAGCUCCCCCAUAUUGAUGGCUUACGUACCUGUCAUCAGAUAUGGUCUGCUCUGACUAGAAUACAUCAGAGGACCACAGCUGGGGCAAAGAUCCAUGUGAUACGUUCUCUGUUUGAGAAGAGGCUGUCCCCAGGGGAGCCGAUAAGGGAUCACAUUGCUCAGAUGCUGACCAUCUUCAGUAAGCUGCGUCAGCUCAAUGUGCCCUUCCCAGAUGAACUUAAAGCUUAUACGCUUUUAAGCUCUUUGGACAGGAGUUAUGAGAACUUGGUUCUAACGAUGGAAACGAUGCCGCCGCAGGAUCUUACGAUCGAAUAUAUUAGCGGACGCUUGAUUGACGAAGAAUCAAAGCGCCAGAGGGCUGUGAAAGAGGGCGCAGGCUGCACCCCAAGAAAGAGCGGGGGGGGAGCAGCCAGGAGUGGCGAGGACUGUGUGAGAGCCUUUGUUUCCAAGAGAUGCUAUCGGUGUGGCAGCAACACACAUCUGGUCCGCAAUUGUCCGCUAGAGGCGCAGGAUGGCGGCAAGGACUCUGGCCGGCGUGGAAUGUCAACAAAGCAGGUUCCCAAGGCCGGUUCUCACCAGAGACGUGGGAAAGCAGCAGGCCAAAACAAAGACAAGGCGUCUUAUCACCUCACAGCUGCGUUGGUCUGUCUGGGAAGCAGCGAAAGCCCUAGUCGGGGGGAGGCUGUGGCCAUGGCAACCAGGAAGGACACUGACAGUGGGGGUGCAACCAACGCCAUGGCAUCUUUGGAAAACAGCCAAAGAGACACUUUUUCUUUUGUUGUCGACAGUGGAGCGUCGCAUUGCCUCGUUAACUCCAGAGAGCUCCUGAGGAACUGCAAGACAGUUAAAACUGCACGCUCUGUUAUCUUAGCAGAUGGGUCGAAAAGACCGCUGACUGAAUCUGGGUCUUUGUUUUGCUCUUUUCUAGGUUGUGAAGUGCCAGCUUAUUUUGUCCCAGAACUUGCCCAUUCUCUUUUGAGUGUGUCAGCAUUAAUGGCUAUUGGAAUUGAUGUUCUGUUCUCUAAUAAUUUGUGCUCUUUUUACAGGGAUGGGAAGAAGAUCUACAGUGUUGAGAGGAAAGACAGGCUCUUUCUGGUGGAGAUGCCCAUUGAAAAUGGGGCUGGUGGGAAAAUGGGGCUGGUGGAAAAUGGGGCUUGUGGAGAGUCCAUUGAUGAUGCCCAAGUGCAGUGUGCUAAUGUCCCACCACACCAUGAUUGUAUUCACUUAUGGCACAGGAAAUUUGGGCACGCUGGGUGGUCACUUGUGCGGAAAGCAGCAAUGAACACAAUUGGGUGUAGGUUCAAGGCAUGUGACAAAUACCUAGAUUGUCAAGCCUGUAAGCAAUCAAAGGUCACAACAUGCACAUACCCCAGGUCAGAGAGGAGGACCAGCAAACCUUUUGAACUUGUGCAUGCAGAUUUGUCAGGUCCCAUGCCAACACCUUCUUUAGCUGGAUCUAAAUGGGUUCUGAUUCUGAUUGAUGAUUUUUCGAAACACACUUGGCUGUUUACGCUUAGAUGCAAGUCAGAAGCAGCUGCAUUGAUCAGAGAUUGGAUCACAGCGGUAGAGCUGCGUUUCUCUACCAGGGUGGUUUCCUUUCAAUCUGAUCGCGGGGGGGAAUUCACAGGUUCUGCGCUGCAAUCGUUUUUCAGGCAGAAAGGUAUCACUCAUCGAUUGACUGCCCCCUACUCUCCGCAACAGAACGGGGUGGCGGAGAGGAAGUUUCGCACUUUACAGGAAUCAGCGAAUGCUAUGUUGGCAGACUCGGGUUUGCCACAGCGCUUUUGGGCUGAAAGUUAUAAGACAGCAUGCUUUGUGCAGAACAGGGUGUUCAAUUCAAGUGUAGGAGACACACCGUAUUUUCUGCUUCAUGGGAAGAAACCGAAGGUGGAUUUUUUCCACAUUUUCGGUUCGCAGGCUUGGGUUUUGGUUCCAAAGGCCAUGCGCAGAAAGGGUGAACCAAGGUCUAGGAAGAUGAUCUUUGUAGGCUAUGAGCCGAGUUCAAAGGCGUGGCGUUUCGCAUACCCUACUGGCAACCAGUCUAAGCUGCUUAUUAGCGGCAGUGCUGAGUUUUGCGAGCAGAGUGGGUGGAAACGUCUUCACGGGAACCCAGAUGUUCUGUUAGACUCAGGUGAUGAGGAGGAGGAGGACGAAGCUGAACCUGUUGCUGAGGCACAGAGUCCAGAGCAGGGAUCUCCAAGGCAGAGGCCCCAAACCUCUCCAAAAGGGAGUCCCAAGACCCCUCCACAGGUCUCUGUCAAGUCUGAGCCGAGAAGUGAGCCAUCCUCACCAGCAGAACCAGCUGUACGCCCCAAACGGCGCAGCAGGUCAGAGGGGGAGGUUUCUGACACAGGAGAUGGUAGGGCUGAUCCAGGUGAAUCAGGCGCAGGUCCAGAAUUCACGCUGAGGAGGUCAGCAAGGUCAACCAAGGGUAAGCCUCCUGAAAGGUAUGAAGCCACUAGUGUUUGGGUUGGUGUGGCUAGGUGUGAGCCUGAAUCCUUUGAGGAUGUUCAGAAGUUGCCUCAGGCAGAAGCUAGCAAAUGGCGUGAGGCGAUGCAGAAGGAGAUGAACUCAAUGGAGUCUCUUGGUGUGUUCUCACUCACUCAACUGCCGGCUAACCAGCGAGCUGUUAGUUGUAGGUGGAUUUACCGCUUGAAACCCACAGAAACGGGAGAACCACAGUACAAAGCGAGAUUAGUGGCACGUGGAUUCACACAGAAAAAGGGUGUCCACUUCACAGAGGUCUAUUCGCCGACCUCAAGAGCGGAGACUUUGAGAAUGCUUUUGGCGAUAGCAGCACAGAGAGGUUGGAAGGUGAGUCAUUUUGAUGUAGAUGUUGCCUACCUGAAUUCAGAUCUCCAGGAGGAGUUAUACAUGCUUCCUCCUCCAGGGUUUGAAGUCAGUGAGCAAGGCAGCGUGUGGCGGUUGCACAAAUCCAUCUAUGGGUUACGCCAAUCUGCCAGGAAUUGGAAUAUGUGCCUACAUGAAGCCUUAGAAGAGCUAGGUUUUAAGAGGUCUGUUGCAGACAGUUGCCUGUACCUGAAGGGGUCAGGAGAGACACAGGAAGUGAUUCUUGUUUUUGUUGAUGAUAUCUUAAUGAUGUCACAGACUAGUGAACAGAUGCAGAAGUUUGCUAGGGAGCUUGGAAAGCGGUUCAAGUUGAAGCAGCUUGGGGAUGUCAAAUCCUACUUAGGUGUUCAAAUAGCGAAGACUGAGGAUGGUAGCUUUUUGCUUUGCCAGAAAGGUAAGAUUGAACAGUUGCUUGAAAAGUUCAGAAUGUCUGAUUGUGUAGGUGCCAGGUCACCCAUGGAGGCUGUAUACGCGAAAGAAUGUCAGCAAGCAGAACGCGUUGUGUUCGAAAAUACUGAAGUGUUUCAGUCAGCCCUAGGGAGUUUGUUGUACUUGUCUCAGUGGAGCAGACCAGACAUUGCGUUUGCUGUCAAUCUGCUCAGCAGGGAAGCAUCAAACCCCAGUGUGCAAGCCUGGAAUGGCAUCAAGAGAGUUCUGAGGUAUUUGCAGGAAACCAAAGACUUUUGUCUUAGGUUGCCAGCUCAAGGAGAAGUAAAGCUGACUUGCUUUGUGGAUUCGGAUUGGGCUAACUCUGAAGACCGCAAAUCAGUGUCAGGCCUAGUGGUGAAGUUUGGGGACUCAGUAGUUGGGUGGAGGUCCCGGAAGCAAAGUCUCAUAGCGCUUUCAUCUACUGAAGCCGAGUUCAGUGCGCUAUCAGAUGCUUGCAGAGAGCUGGAGUUCUAUGUGUGUUUGGUCAAGGAAAUCUGUGGAGAGAAUUGUCUGCCCGUUGUGGUGCAUGAGGACAAUCAAUGGACCCAAAGAUUUAUUUCUCCAAAGGGCGGUGUCCUGUUUGGCUCCCCCCCCGUAUGA